GCUCCCACCUUAAUUAAAUUUCCCAAUUUCUCUAAACUCGCCAAGCAUGUCAACUUCUGCUUCAACCACUCAACUAUUUCAAGAUUUUCUGGGGGACUUGUACUCAAGAAGAUUGCUAUUGCAUACCCACGUUUACCAAUCACCAACUGCAGCAGCUCCUCCAGCUCCUGCAACCAGCCAUGAUCCGUCAGAAGUUUACACUGGCGAUAACACUUUCGAUGCAAAUGUUGUUAUGGUACUCUCAGUUCUCUUGUGCGCCCUGAUUUGCUCACUUGGAUUGAAUUCCAUUAUUAAGUGUGCAUUAAGGUGCUCCAGUUUAGCAGCUUCCCAGUCUACUGGCGAUUCCUCAACUCGAUUAGCCAAUACAGGAGUCAAGCGAAAAGCAUUAAAAACUUUCCCUACAGUAAACUAUUCAACCGACUUGAAGCUGCCUGGACUGGACACAGAGUGUGCAAUAUGUCUGUCCGAGUUCACACCGGGUGAACGCGUGCGCCUUCUGCCCAAGUGCAACCAUGGAUUCCAUGUCCGGUGCAUCGACAAAUGGCUCAGCUCACACUCAUCCUGCCCUACAUGCAGGCAUUGCCUGAUUGAGACAUGCCAAAAGAUUGUUGGUUGUAGCCAGCAGGCUUCCUCAUCAGAAACUCCACCAGUACAAGAAAGCUUUGUGAACAUAGCCCCUCUAGAACCUGAAGGUUUGAUACGCACUUAUAGAGGAGUUAGCUAAGCAUAUUUAUUUUGUUCUUCAAUGUUAUAAUGUUUUAGCUUAAGUUGAGCCUGCAAUGUGAAGGAUGGCACUGAAAGGCCUUUGUUAUUGUAGGUUAACAGCUACCACUGCAAGAAUUGUAGCAUAGAUGUAAAUUUGUACAAAAGUUUGAAAAGUAACUUAUUUCAAUUUUUUUCA
This is a messenger RNA of Hevea brasiliensis (rubber tree), 901 nucleotides long. Its product is annotated as RING-H2 finger protein ATL78. Gene Ontology annotation, biological process: protein ubiquitination. Lineage: Eukaryota; Viridiplantae; Streptophyta; Magnoliopsida; Malpighiales; Euphorbiaceae. The transcript has a single exon. The record is from RefSeq and is a predicted model, not a curated record. The coding region runs from base 47 to 724 and encodes 225 amino acids. Gene Ontology annotation, molecular function: transferase activity.